Boeremia exigua is the source of this 1467-nucleotide messenger RNA. RefSeq names its product cytochrome P450. Lineage: Eukaryota; Fungi; Ascomycota; Dothideomycetes; Pleosporales; Didymellaceae. The annotation marks the transcript as partial. The record is from RefSeq and is a predicted model, not a curated record. The transcript is spliced from 4 exons. Gene Ontology annotation, molecular function: oxidoreductase activity, acting on paired donors, with incorporation or reduction of molecular oxygen; monooxygenase activity; iron ion binding.
CUCGUCGGUAAAGCAAUCUACAACCUCUACUUUCACCCUCUAUCGGCAUAUCCAGGGCCAGCUCUCUCUGCUAUCUCGGAUUUGAUCUAUCUUUUUCACUGGAUGAGGGGAGAUCUUGUUGGCUACAUUUUACGCACCCAUCAAGUAUACGGACCCGUUGUUCGUCUCUCGACAAACAGACUUGGCUAUACCAAUAGUCGAGCCUGGAAAGACGUCCAUGGUCACAAGACUGCUUCCCAAAGAAAGAUUGAUAAUCAGAAAGAUCCACAAAUGUAUGGCCCAGAGAGUAAUGGCCGAUACUCGCUGUUAGCGACCAUCAACGAUGUCGACCACGGGCAACUACGAAAGCUUUUCACGCACGGCUUCUCUGAACGCGCUCUAAAAUCUCAAGAGCACCUUAUCCGGGCCAACGUUGACAAGCUGAUACGCAAUAUUGAUCAGUCUCUCACAUUGAGCCCCAACGCGCCAUUAGAUUUUGUCCGACUGUUCAACUGCGUCACUUUCGACACGACUGGAGAACUGGCCUUUGGCGAAACUUUGGGGCUUCUUGAUGGUAACGAGAGGAUGUAUGGCUGGGUAGACAGCCUCACUGAGAGUACUAUACUUGCCCCGUAUCUCCAAGUUCUCUCCGGAUUUCCUCCAGCACUAGCCGCUGUUUACGCAUGUCUUUCAGAAGAGGUCAAGCUUAGUUUCGAAAGAACUAGCCGUUACGCAUCUGAUCUGGUCGACAAGCGGAUGAAUAAAGGGCUUAUUACCGAAACAGCUGACUUUUGGACCCUGAUUCUCAAGGCAAACGAAGACAAUUGCAUCGAUGUUCAGGACAUGAAAGCCAACGCAAAUUUGUUCAUGGCAGCCGGAACGGAAACGACAGCUACCAUGCUCUCUGGCUUCAUGUUCAAUAUCCUUUCCAAUCCCGACAAAUUAGAGAAGGUCGUGAAGGAAGUCCGUCGAAGCUUCACUUCUGCCGAAGAGUUGACAUCCAUCAACAUUCAGAAGUUAAAAUAUCUUGCAGCCUGUUGUGACGAGUCAAUGAGAUUAUAUCCCUCCACUCCAAUAGGACCACCUCGUAUAGUGCUCGGCAAUGGAGGCGAGGUAUGCGGACAAUUCGUACCUAAAGGAACUAGGGUUUCAGUCUCAACCUUCGCAGCGUUCCGCUCGCCAGACAAUUUCGCGAACCCUGUGUCUUUUGUCCCAGAACGUUGGAUACCCACCGAUCCUCUAUACAAACAGUACGCCAACGAUAAUCGAGAUGUGUUUCAGCCAUUCUCUUUCGGGCCAAGAAACUGUAUUGGAAGAAGUUUAGCUCUUUAUGUAAUUCGCCUCGUCGCUGCUAGACUGUUAUGGAGCUACGAUUUCGAGCUGUGCGAGGAAAGUGCAAGAAGCUGGCUGGAUCAAAAGAUGUACUGGGCUUUGUGGCACAAGCCUCCCCUUUGGCUGAAGGCUACACCAGUAAAGCAGGGAAACUAA